This is a messenger RNA of Rangifer tarandus platyrhynchus (Svalbard reindeer), 1371 nucleotides long. The record is from the annotation of a GenBank genome assembly. Lineage: Eukaryota; Metazoa; Chordata; Mammalia; Artiodactyla; Cervidae.
AUGGUGCAGCAGGCCGAGAGCUUGGAAGCGGAGAGCAACCUGCCCCGGGAGGCGCUGGACACGGAGGAGGGCGAAUUCAUGGCUUGCAGCCCGGUGGCCCUGGACGAGAGCGACCCGGACUGGUGCAAAACGGCGUCGGGCCACAUCAAGCGGCCGAUGAACGCGUUCAUGGUGUGGUCCAAGAUCGAGCGCAGGAAGAUCAUGGAGCAGUCGCCGGACAUGCACAACGCUGAGAUCUCCAAGAGGCUGGGCAAGCGCUGGAAAAUGCUGAAGGACAGCGAGAAGAUCCCGUUCAUUCGGGAGGCGGAGCGGCUGCGGCUUAAGCACAUGGCCGACUACCCCGACUACAAGUACCGGCCCCGGAAAAAGCCCAAGAUGGACCCGUCGGCCAAGCCCAGCGCCGGCCAGAGCCCGGAGAAGAGCGCGGCGGGCGGCGGCGGCGGCGGCGGGAGCGCGGGCGCGGGCGCGGGCGGCGGCGGCAAGACCUCCAAGGGUUCGAGCAAGAAAUGCGGCAAGCUCAAGGCCCCCGCGGCCCCGGCGGCUGGCGGCGCCAAGGCGGGCGCGGGCAAGGCGGCGCAGCCCGGGGACGGCGGCGGCGCGGGCGACGACUACGUGCUGGGCAGCCUGCGCGUGAGCGGCGCGGGCAAGACGGUCAAGUGCGUAUUCCUGGACGACGACGAGGACGAAGAGGACGACGAGGACGAGCUGCAGUUGCGGAUCAAGCAGGAGGCGGACGAGGACGACGACGAGCCGCCGCCGCACGCGCAGCUCCUGCAGCCGCCGGGCCAGCAGCCGCCGCCGCCGCCGCUGCUGAGACGCUACAGCGUCGCCAAAGUGCCCGCCAGCCCCACGCUGAGCAGCGCGGCCGAGUCCCCCGAGGGCGCGAGCCUGUACGACGAGGUGCGGGCCGGAGCGGCCUCGGGCGCGGGGGGCGGCAGCCGCCUCUACUACAGCUUCAAGAACAUCACCAAGCAGCAUCCGCCGCCGCUGGCGCAGCCCGCGCUGUCGCCCGCAUCCGCGCGCUCCGUGUCCACCUCCUCCUCGUCCUCCUCGUCCAGCGGCGGCGGCGCCGGUGGCGGCAGCAGCAGCAGCAGCAGCAGCAGCGGCGGCGAGGACGCCGACGACCUGAUGUUCGACCUGAGCUUGAAUUUCUCCCAAAGCGCGCACGGCGCCGGCGACCAGCAGCUGGGGGGCGGCGCGGCGGCCGGGAACCUGUCCCUGUCGCUGGUGGAUAAGGAUUUGGAUUCGUUCAGCGAGGGCAGCCUGGGCUCCCACUUCGAGUUCCCCGACUACUGCACGCCCGAGUUGAGCGAGAUGAUCGCGGGGGACUGGCUGGAGGCGAACUUCUCCGACCUGGUGUUCACGUAUUGA